Molecule: messenger RNA, 2682 nt
Organism: Nycticebus coucang (slow loris)
Lineage: Eukaryota; Metazoa; Chordata; Mammalia; Primates; Lorisidae
Product: solute carrier organic anion transporter family member 1B3-like
Exons: 18
Coding region: 457-2535 (692 amino acids)
Biological process (GO): transmembrane transport; sodium-independent organic anion transport
Cellular component (GO): membrane
Molecular function (GO): protein binding
Source: RefSeq, a predicted model, not a curated record
GGUAGAGUCUGUGUAAUAACCAAUAAAACUUGCUGUUUGCAUAUCGACUCCUCAGUUGAGGUUCGUAAGACCACCUUUGACAAAAUCAGACAACAGCUCUCAGGUAAAUGCAGCUCCUCACAACCUGAACUGAGUUGAGAAGAAGGAAUUGGAUUUGGAAAGUGUUCAGAUACAAGGCCAUUUGUAGGCAUUCAUCUCUACAGACAGGAGUCUACUUUCACCCACCAGCUGGACAAUUUCACAAUCAUCAGUAUUUUAUACAGGACAAUGACCUAAUAAGAUGGUUAAUCAUCAGUGAACUGAUUUUAAAAAAGCCAAAUAACUAUUUAAAGAGAGACUUAAACAACAGAUAAAGGAUGGGCCUGUCGCAGUUGCUAUAGGAUUCUAAGUUCAGGUGAUCAUUUUGAACCAAGCAUCAACGACAAUUAAGAACAUUGAUGAAUCUGUAGUUCAAACAUGGACCAAAAUCAGCAUUCGAAUAAGACAACAGAGGCAACAUCUUCAGAGAAAAAGACAACUAGAUGCUGUGAUGGAUUCAAGAUGUUUUUCUCAGCCCUGUCAUUCAGCUUUAUUGCUAAAGCACUAGGUGGAAUCGUUAUGAAAAGUUCCAUUACUCAAAUAGAAAGGAGAUUUGACAUAUCCUCUUCUGUUGCUGGCUUAAUUGAUGGAAGCUUUGAAAUUGGAAAUUUGCUUGUCAUUGUGUUUGUAAGUUACUUUGGAUCCAGACUGCACAGACCCAAGUUAAUUGGAAUUGGUUGUUUAGUUAUGGGAACUGGAAGUAUUUUGACUGCCUUACCACAUUUCUUCAUGGGAUAUUACAGGUAUUCUAGAGAAACUCAUAUUGACACAUCAGAAAAUUCAGCAUCAAGCUUAGCAACCUGUUUAAUUAAUCAAACUUUACCAUUCAAUGCAACCUCACCUGAGAUACUGGGAAAAGGUUGUGUAAAGGAAUCAGGGUCGUACAUGUGGAUCUAUGUCUUAAUGGGGAAUAUGCUUCGUGGAAUAGGGGAAACCCCCAUCUCUCCACUGGGGAUUUCCUACCUUGAUGAUUUUGCUAGGGAAGGACAUUCUUCUUUCUAUAUAGGUUGUUUGCAUUCAAUAGCAAUGAUUGGUCCAAUCAUUGGCUUUAUACUGGGAUCUCUGUGUGCUAAACUGUACGUGGAUGUUGGAUUUGUAGAUCUGAGCACUAUCAGAAUAACUCCUAAAGACUCUCGUUGGGUUGGUGCUUGGUGGCUUGGUUUCCUAGUGUCUGGACUAAUAUCCAUUACUUCUUCCAUACCAUUCUUUUUCUUGCCCAAAAGUCCACAUACACCACAGAAAGAAAGGAGAAUUUCAACAUCUUCGCAUUUGCUCAAAACAGAAGAAGAAAGGAAUCAGUCUGCUAAUUUGCCCAACCUUAAAAACAGUGUUACCAAUAGUGUGACUGGUUUUUUCCAGUCUUUGAAAAGCAUCCUAACCAAUCCCCUGUAUGUUCUAUAUGUAAUUUUGACAUUGUUACAAGUAAGCAGCUUUAUUGGUUCCUUUACUUAUGUCUUCAAAUACAUCGAGCAACAGUAUGGGCAGUCAGCAUCUCACACUAACGUUUUGUUGGGAUUCAUAACCAUACCUACCAUGGCAACUGGAAUGUUUUUAGGAGGAUAUAUCAUUAGAAAAUUCAAACUUACCUUAGUUGGAAUUGGCAAAUUUGCAUUUUUUAGUUCUUUGGUAUCCUGUCUCUUUUACGCAUUAAAUUUUAUUCUAAUCUGUGAAAACAAAUCAGUUGCCGGCCUGACCUUGACCUAUGAUGGAAAUAACCCAGUGACAUCUCAUUUGGAUGUACCACCUUCUAACUGCAACUCAGAUUGCAAUUGUGAUAAAAGUCAAUGGGAACCAGUCUGUGGGAACAAUGGAGUAACUUACCUAUCACCUUGUCUAGCUGGAUGUAAGUCUUCAAGUGGCAAUAAAAAGUCUAUGGUAUUUCAUAAUUGUAGUUGUGUGGAAGAAACUGGUUUUCAGAAUAAAAAUUACUCUGCCCAUUUGGGUGAAUGCCCAAAAGAGGAUGCUUGUACAAAGAAAUUUUACAUUUAUAUAACAGUGCAAGUCUUGAAUGCUUUUUCCUCUGCACUUGGAGCCACCUCAGUUAUCUUGCUAACUGUUAAGAAUGUUCAGCCUGAAUUGAAAUCACUUGCAAUGGGUUUCCAUGCACUGGUUAUACGAUCACUAGGAGGAAUUCUAGCUCCAAUAUAUUAUGGGGUUCUGAUUGAUAGAACAUGUAUGAAGUGGUCUACGAACAGCUGUGGGAAACAAGGGUCUUGUAGGAUAUAUAAUUCUACUUUAUUUGGAAAAGUCUAUAUUGGCCUGUCUAUAAGCUUGAGAUGCCCAGCACUUCUUUUGUAUAUUGUAUUAAUUUUUUUCAUGAAGAAAAAAUGUCAAGGAAAAGAUACCAAGCCACCAGAAAAUGAAAAAAAUGUCAUGAAUGAAGCCAACAAGGAAUCUUUAAUGAACAAUGAAUAUUGUAUACCUUCUGAUGUAGCAGAAGUUGAAACAUGCGCUUGAGGGAAAAAACCACUUCUGUUGCUAGGUAUUUGUAUUGGGUUGAUUGGAAACUUCCUGCUCCUUUCAUUGAGAAUUCCCACAUUCUUUACUUAUGAUGGAACAGUGAAUAAGCCUAUGAAUUUAUAAUAAACUAUAAAUAAAAAGGAA